CGCUCUUGCGCUGGAUUCAGCUGGAAAAGAAUAAAGUGUCCAAAUGCAGAGGAAAAACUGCUGAAGUGCCUGAUCUCCACACUGUUAUAAAGAUGGCGUUUAUUAAAGAGGAGAGUGAAGAUGUGAAGAUUGAAGAAACAUUCACAGUCAAACAUGAAGAUCUGCAGGAACAAACAGACCUAAUUGAAGAGAAUGAGGGGAGUGAGGAGGAACAUCAUGUCAAAAUUGAGGAAAAAACUUAUUUGCAGACUGAUGGCAUUUUGAAAAGGAGAAACAAGAAUCGUUUCACCUGUACACAGUGUGGAAAGAGUUUGGCAAGCAAAAGCCAACUUAAAAUUCACAUGAUAAUCCACACUGGAGAAAAACCAUUCACAUGCACUCAAUGUGGGAAGAGGUUUAACUGCUCAUCAAACCUUAAUCAACACAUUAGGAUCCACGCUGUAGAGAAACCAUUCACAUGUACUCAGUGUGGGAAGAGUUUCAGAUUAUCAUCACACUUUAAUCAACACAUGAUGAUUCACACUGGAAAGAAACCAUUCAAAUGCACUCAGUGUGGGAAGAGUUUCAGCCAAUUAUCAUUACUUAAUUACCACAUGAGUAUCCACACUGGAGAGAAACCAUUCAAAUGCACUCAGUGUGGAAAGAGUUUUACCUGCUCAUCCUCUCUUAAUCGACACAUGAGGAUCCACACUGGAGAGAAACCAUUUGCAUGCACUCAGUGUGGGAAGAGUUUCCUCCGCUCAUCACACCUUAAUCGACACAUGAGGAUCCAUACUGGAGAGAGACUAUUCACAUGCACUCAGUGUUGGAAGAGUUUUACCUGCUCAUCACACCUUUAUCGACACAUGAGGAUCCACACUGGAGAGAAACCAUUCACGUGCACUCAGUGUGAGAAGAGUUUCAUCCGCUCAUCACACCUUAAUCGACACAUGAGGAUCCACACUGGAGAGAAACUAUUCACUUGCACUCAGUGUGGGAAGAGUUUCAGCCAAUCAAUAUCCCUUAAUUACCACAGGAGGAUUCACACUGGAGAGAAACCAUUCACUUGCACUUAAGCUGCGGUCACACUGGAUUUUUCUUCCUAUAGACUUUCAUUUAUACGCAUGUGAAUGCGUCAGACUGGAAACGCAAGUUCGUGCCUCAAGUUUCGCAGUUCAUUGCCUUGCAGAGUUCAAGCUUGGGGAACUCUGACCUGCCAAAAUUGCAUAACUUGACUGUGUGAGACCUAUCGAAGAUCAAAACAUGACCUCUCUGGACAGUUUUUAAUGUCCAGUUUUAAACAUUUUUAAUGUUUAAUCAUCUUGUUUAAUCCUGCUCCUUUUCACAGCGCUGUACAACAGAAUUUUGCAUGCUCAAAUUCUAGUGUGACCACAGCUAUGGUGUUGUAAAUGUGUUGUGCUUCUCGCAUUUAUGUAAACACAAUGAUGGCGGCUGAGAGAAGAACAGUUUCAUAAACAUCUGGCAAACAGCACCUCUGCGGCUUGAAAUCUCAUCUGUACUGUACUCCAGUGUAAUUAUAUAGCUAGUGUUGUUUUGGAUGAUGUUCUGUUUGACUCCCUAAAUGAGAAAUCCAGAUUGGAGUAUGUGGUAAAUCCUGAUUGGAUGCCGGCAUUGCUCAUCAAUGGGUAUAUGAAAGUUGUUGUGCUAGCUACCCCAGGACCUGUGGCUACUCAGCCACAUGUCAAGACCUGCCAUUUCAUUGACUCUUUAACCUUAUGGUUUUGUUUUGCAUUACUUAUAUCAUGUAGUUAAAGUUUUGUUGUGAUUAUAUCCUAAGUUCUUUAUCUUUAUUAGUAUCCCUAGACAUUUGUUGGUUGUUUUGAUUGACUGUUUUAUGAGUUACAUUUUAUAAUAAAUCAUUUGCAUUCAGGCUA
Danio rerio (zebrafish) is the source of this 1874-nucleotide messenger RNA. NCBI's taxonomy places the organism in Eukaryota, Metazoa, Chordata, Actinopteri, Cypriniformes, Danionidae. The record is from RefSeq.